AAAGAGACGCAUCUAACUUAUUUUCAUCACAACCCUGGAUUGCUCAUUUAAUUGUUAAACAUUCAAAGCAUCAUAAAGUGGUUGAAACGAGUACCAAAACGACGUGCCAAUUACAUUUUAAAAGUAAAUACGAUCGCAAUGGAAGGAGAAUAUUUUUACGGUGCUGUCCUCGGCGAGCCAAAGGCGACAACAACAUGGAAUUCUUCUGAAAAUGGAGAAGAAGAACAAAGUCCUCUUUUCAAGCUAGUGGUCAAACAAAUUCUCUUGGGUCAAAACGCCCCAGUCGACGAGUAUAAUGUUAUCGAGGUUAAGACGACGUCGGCGAACGGCCCUGUACAGAUUCCCAUUGCCGUAUUGAAAGCGGGCGAGGCUCGUACUUCAAUUGUCAAUCUGGAGUUCCCUGAAGCACCCGUCACAUUUACUUUGAUCGAAGGUUCUGGGCCAGUAUACAUUCAUGGCAAUAUCAUUUCGACCUAUAUGGAACAAGUGGAGGACGAGGGUGACGAAUGUAUGGAAUCGGUGGAGGAGGAGCAGCACGAAGAGGAUAAUAAGAAAAGAAAAAUUGACGAAAAUGGUUCCAAGGCAGCAAAUGGCUCCAAUAGCCAGAAAAACAGCAAGAAACAAAAAACUGGUUAAUGUCCGUAAUUCAGUUCGAUUGCUACUAUACAUUGAAAUUCUUAAGCAGCUAGCGAUCAAUGAUAAUUAAAAACUUUUUUCUGCGUUUUUACUCAUGACGUCAAGUCGUCCAUUAAACUUUUUUUGUACUUAAGGUUAUUUCACCAAAAAAUAAAAAUUUCAUUUCGUUUUUG
Molecule: messenger RNA, 809 nt
Organism: Bradysia coprophila
Lineage: Eukaryota; Metazoa; Arthropoda; Insecta; Diptera; Sciaridae
Product: nucleoplasmin-like protein
Biological process (GO): chromatin remodeling
Cellular component (GO): nucleolus; nucleoplasm; cytoplasm
Molecular function (GO): chromatin binding; histone binding; RNA binding
Source: RefSeq, a predicted model, not a curated record